AUGUUCUGCGCGGAUGAAGGACAUUCUCUGGUGGUGAGCAGAGGCAAGACUAGAGAAAUCGAUUCAAGAUUUAUCGCCGAAGAUUCUGAGGAUGGUCGUCAACAUUCACUUACUAUAGUCUCAGUUCAACCUAGCGAUGCCGGUGAAUACGGGGUCGUCAUUGACGGUGUCUACACCAUCGUCACCAGAAUAGUCGUCACUGAAUCCGAAGUAUUUACGCAAUUCAUAUACGAAGAACCAGAAAUUGAUGUGUCGUUGCAAAUGGAUUCUGUCAAAGAUGAUGCUUGCGUAGGUAUGACCGAGCAGGUGAAAACUCGUCUGGAAAAAGAUGUCCAAGAGAGCGAUGUGGAAGCCAUGACAGGAGAAGAAGGUUUCGAAAUUGUAGACGCGGACGAAGUUGAAGUUCACCGUGCCGAGGAAGCCAUGCAAAAGGAGGCAGUUAGCCAGUUCCCAGAAAAGGAGUUUGCUGUAGUGGAAAAAGAUCUUCAAGUGACAGAGAAAGAGGAGCUGAUAUCGAAGAAGGUUGUGGAGCUGGAUCUCAAACGAAUCGACGAAGCAGCUCUAGAAGCAGCCGCUGCUGUUGCGAUGGAAAUAACUGAAAAAUUGCUCGCAGAUGCCUUUACUGAGGUUGAUCAGAUCGAAAAGGAGGAGCGCGAAACACCAGCAGUGCCACAAGUUUUGUCAUCGAGCGAUGUCACAACUCCAACGUCCGAUACAUUCGAGAAAGUGCCUGAAAUUUUCAUUGAACCGAUGACAGAUGAAGGAAUAUCAACACCGGAGGAGCUACCAGAAGAUGACUUGACCCUAGCUGAUUUGAGUGCUGGUGGCUUUGAGUUUGUCCGUUCACUGGUUGAAGAAUCAAUACAAAAAGCGAUGGCUGAAGUAUCGUCUAUGGAGGUUCACGCCCUGAUUGCUGACAAGGGCGAAAAACCAGCCGAAGUGGUGGACGUGCAAAGGGAAUCAGAACAGCAAAGAACUACUGAUGCUGAAGAUCAAACUUCCAAGACUUCUGGUCAACCAGAAGCUGGGAGCCUGCAUGAGAAACCAAGUGAAGAACAAUUUCCGAGGAGUGAUGCCCCAGCUCCUGAAAAGGGCGAGGAAGCAGUUCAGAGAGGGCCCGAGGAACUUAAAGGUAAAGAAGAAGAGGAAGAAGUUCCAAGUGAGAGGCUGCUCGAUACGGGAAGUGAUGUGACUGCUGUUUUCAAAGGAAUAGACAACCUGCAGACAAGGGAGAUUGUUUCUGAAGAAGCAGCUUGUAUUGCAACGGAAUUCGUCACAGCUCAAGUUGAAGACGUUGCUGUCUUGUUGCAAUUUGAUCGAGAAGACACUCAUUCAGCAGUGGACUUUUCUUUUGCACGACCAAGAAAAUGCAAACUGACUGUGUUCCUGACAUUUGAUCAAGCCAUCGAUGUCGUCCCUACGGAAGAAGUGCAUCUACAUGUUGAAUAUAGUCAUGCAUCGCAGACAGAAUCUUCCGAAGUCAUACUUUCUCAGAUCAUGUAUGAAGAUGACGAGGCAUCAACAAUAGACGACACAUUGACGUCGAUUUCAAGCAGUUGCCUCUAUUGUCCACCGGAAUUUGUGUCGCCAUUGCAACCGAAGUACGAAAUCCAGCGAAAUUCUAGAGCUCUUCUGAAAGUGGUGGUGACGGGUGUGCCAUUGCCACAAGUCAUAUGGUAUCAUAAUGGCAAUGUCCUUAAUUCGAUCAAGAAUGUUUUGAACAUCAUCUACGAGGACGGUGUAAGCUUCUUGGAGAUUUAUAAUUGCACUGAACGAUGGAGUGGCGUAUUCACAUGUGAAGCAAAGAAUUCUGCAGGUGUCACAAAAAUAGAGUCGAUCCUGACUGUUUUACCUGAAGAACCGGAGGGUCCUGUUCAACCAACCGAAAUUCACCUAUCGAAUAUUCCAUUCCAAGAAGAUGUUGAACAUAUUAUCCGCGAUAGUGCUCAUCGUGAUUUCCACGCCGCGGCCUUCACCCUAGGGGUGGAUGACUCAGUGCCGGAACAAAGAUCUUCAUCUCCUGAAGUAUCAGAGUAUAGCAGUGCAUCUUCUGGAGCAGGACAGGCUCCUACUUUUAUCGUAACCAUGCCUCCACAGAUUUAUUCGAAGGUGAACGAAAACAUUCAAUUGAAAUGUACCUUCACUGGACAACCGCUUCCAGCUGUAACUUGGGAGAAGGAUGGCAAUCUCGUGAACUUGAAUAGGAACUACAACAUCAUCACCGAAGAUGGGGUUACUAUUCUUCGUAUGGAAUGCACUACUCUUGAAGACAAUGCCAUAUUUUCCUGUACCGUAGCGAAUAACUUUGGAAUGCAGACUGCCAACUGCAAAGUCAUCAUCGAAGAUGACGUGCUCGAGCAUAAACACAUUGGCACACAAGUGAUCUGUGACCGGGAAGGUGCAAGUGGAGAUGUGGAUGCGGUUAUGAUGAGCCCACGCACGACUGCUACGAAAUUCACGUUCACCUCAUCUGAAGUUGUUGAACGAAGCAAAGAGCACGAAGAAACCACAGAAGAUGUUUCCAUUGAAGAUAUCGAUGAGCAGAAGCCAGUUUUUCUUCUUCCAUUAGAAGACAGUGUUUUCAAAGGGAAUACUAGCACCCUCAAAUGUAUUAUUAUGGCUGCACCAACUGCCCACAUCGAGUGGAAAAUUGAUGAUCAAGUGGUCAUCGAAGACGAGGAGCACGGGAUUAUUUAUGAAGAUGGUAUAGCUAUUCUAAAAAUUCGCAAUAUUCAACGCGAUGACCUUCGAGUGUCAUGUACUGCCACAAAUCGAAACGGUCGAGCAGAAUCGCAUUGCCAGUUGACAAGAGAACACGAAAGAUCACUGCAUGAGGAAGGCCAAAGCCCACGUUUCAUUAUUCCGCUGAAAAAUAUCUGCACUUGUGCGGAGGAGGUUACGCUUAAAUGUAUCAUUGAAGCCGAGCCGAUACCAGAAGUUACAUGGUUUGUCGAUGGGAAUCUGCAGACGCAGAGGCAAAAUGGUGCGGAAAGGGUCGAAGGAAAUGCAAAAAUCGGGCUGGUUGGAAAUGUGAAAGACUCCGAAAAACCGUAA
Messenger RNA from Haemonchus placei, 3054 nucleotides. The record is from the annotation of a GenBank genome assembly. Lineage: Eukaryota; Metazoa; Nematoda; Chromadorea; Rhabditida; Trichostrongylidae.